Messenger RNA from Lachancea nothofagi CBS 11611, 936 nucleotides. Lineage: Eukaryota; Fungi; Ascomycota; Saccharomycetes; Saccharomycetales; Saccharomycetaceae. The record is from the annotation of a GenBank genome assembly.
AUGAAGCCUACCAUACUGUUAGAUAGCAAGUUACCGUACAAAAAUGUGGUCGAUCUAGCGUACAGACACAUCAAGUCCAAAAGUGUGAAUUCGAAUAACCCUGCGGUGGUAAAUUUACAUGGUCUAUUUGGAUCAGGUCGAAUGUUUGGAGCUAUAGCUAAAAGAUUGGCAAACGAUCUGAACACAGACGUUUACAACGUUGAUAUCCGCAACCAUGGAAAUUCUCCAAUAGCGAAACCUUACGAUUAUUUAACCUUGACAAAUGAUGUUAUACACCUGCUGCGAAAUCAAAUUGGCCAUGAGCGUCCAAUUUCAAUCAUUGGCUUCUCGAUGGGUGGUAAAAUAGGGCUAUUGAGUUCAUUGUCCCGUAGGCUAAAUGUUGUCAAAUGCAUUUCGAUAGAUAUGCCGCCAUAUGAAACCUUGAAGCUCGGUAAAGAUAUUACUGAAAAUUAUGACACAAUUGUAAAGCUUUGCAGGCGAGAAAUAAAAGUUCAAAAGGGCCAUAAAGGUUGGAAGGAUCAAAUUAUAAAGACAUUCCAAAAUUUGCCCGUCAACAAGCGCCCUGGAGCUGCAUUGUACUUUUCAGAAGGAUUUUUAGAGGUGAAAGACAAUAUGAAGCCUUUUGAUUCUUCAGCUGAUGCCGAUCCAUACGUCAAUUAUAAGGUCCCGCUACUGGAGAUGCCAGACUUGCUCGACAACAUUAAAACCGGUCUGAACGUAAACGAUCUGGACCCGUUAGCAUUCAAAAAGAAGGCCGCAGCCCGCGUGCUUUUCAUGCGAGGCCUUAGCUCGCCACUAAUAAGUGACAAUUACGACAUGCUGUGUACGCAUUUUCCAAAUUGCAGGGUGCAAGAAUUUGAUACGGGCCACGCAAUUAUGAUAGAGUCGCCAACCGAGUUUUAUCAAUCAUGCGUGAAACAUCUAGCGAAUGACUAG